This is a messenger RNA of Paramecium pentaurelia, 1463 nucleotides long. NCBI's taxonomy places the organism in Eukaryota, Ciliophora, Oligohymenophorea, Peniculida, Parameciidae. The record is from the annotation of a GenBank genome assembly.
AUGAUAAAACAAUAACUAUUGUAAAUUGGUUCAGCAGAUUCCUUUUUCAAUGAUCAUACUUCUUUAUAUUCAUUCCAUUCUAUUCAUCCUUUUGUUCCGUAAUAUAAAGGUGAGUUUUAGAUUAGUUAUUAAAACAGAUUAGUAAUAAAAAAUUUGGCAAUAGGAUCAAAUUUCAUUAGAUUUGGUGAUGAUGUAUAAUAAAUUUAUUUGUAAAUAGAAAUUUAUCAAUUUAAAGAAUGUUUGCAUGUAAAAGAUUGUCCAUCCAAAAACAGGACUUUUUGGGAUUAAACUAUCGAAGAAUGGAGUGGAUUUAGAUAUUUUUGGUUUAUAAGAUUAGUGGAUUGAAAUGAUGAAAAAAUAUACAAUACAAUUUGAUUUUAUUUAGAAGUUUUAACUUUUAAAUAAACUUGGAGAAGGAUAUUCAACAAUUGUAUAUCUUUUUAUAAAAAUUUUAGGUAUAUAGAGCCAGAAAUAAAUUGACAAAGAAAGAGUAUGCAGUUAAAGUUUUUGAUAAGAAAAGGCUUCUAAUUAAUAAAUUUGAAGCAAAAAAGUUCUUAAAAGAAUUGAAAAUAAUUAGAUGCUUGAAUAAUCAGAAUUUACUGAAAUUGUAUGAAGUUUAUGAGAGUAAUAAUCAUAUAUACUUAAUUUUGGAAUUAUUUACAGGUGAAAAACUCGCUUCUAUUACUCAAAAAUAAUAAGCAUUAACAGAAUAGGAAAUUUUGAUAAUAAUGAGACCUCUAUUCUAAGCUGUUUAAUAUUUACAUGAUCUUAAUAUAUUUCAUAAAUAGAUUAGUACUUAAAGCAUAAUAUUUAAAAAUAAGAAUGAUUUAUAAAAUCCUUGUUUAAUUGAUUUUAACUAAGCUAUUUAAAUAAUAGAAGGGGAUUAAGAAGAUCAAUAAACAAUAUCAGUUAAUCCUGAGAAACAAAUUUUAUAUUAUAUUAAAUUUGAUGUUUUAUCUUUGGGAAUAGUAAUGCAUAAUAUGUUAACAGGGAAAUAAUUUUAGAUAAAUUAAGCUAUUGAUGAUGCUAUGAUGAAUAAAUUCAGAGGAGCAGAAGAUUUAUAAUUUAUUGAUCCUCCCUUAUCUGAUCUAUGUUUUGAUUUCUUAAAUUCAAUUUUUAAUUAAGGUAUGAAACCAAAAACUUGUAAAUAAUUAUUGGCACAUCCAAUAUUUGAUCAAGAAAAUCAAAAAACAUAAAGAAAUUUAGGAAUUCAUUUAAUUGGAAUUUUAAAUUAAAACUCAAGUAGAUUUCGAAUAAAUUCUAAAUAAUCUCAAAGAUCUCCAAAAGCAAUAAAAGUAAUUUCUCUAAAGAAAGAUUUCAAUAUAUUAUCAAAAAGUCCAUCAGAGAAACCUAAUCUCAAUAGUGAUUACUUUGAACCUCCUUAAUCUCAUCUUAUGUUCAGAAGAGGCAGUAGACAAAAAAGAACCUUGAAUUUUAAUAAUCAUAAUGAAAUUAGUAGUUGA